Cynocephalus volans (Philippine flying lemur) is the source of this 1722-nucleotide messenger RNA. It is a transcript of the gene WFIKKN2, whose product is annotated as WAP, follistatin/kazal, immunoglobulin, kunitz and netrin domain containing 2. The transcript is spliced from 2 exons. Bases 1 to 1722 code for a protein of 573 amino acids. NCBI's taxonomy places the organism in Eukaryota, Metazoa, Chordata, Mammalia, Dermoptera, Cynocephalidae. The record is from RefSeq and is a predicted model, not a curated record. Gene Ontology annotation, molecular function: transforming growth factor beta binding; receptor antagonist activity; serine-type endopeptidase inhibitor activity. Gene Ontology annotation, cellular component: extracellular region. Gene Ontology annotation, biological process: transforming growth factor beta receptor signaling pathway.
AUGUGGGCCCUGGAAUGCUGCUGGUUCUGGCCCCGCUGGGGGCAGGUGGCAGCGCUGCUGCUGCUGCUGAUGGUGCCCCCGUGGGGCCUGACACUGCCGCCCAUCCGCUACUCUCACGCUGGCAUCUGCCCCAAUGACAUGAACCCCAACCUCUGGGUGGAUGCGCAGAGUACCUGCAAGCGGGAGUGUGAGACAGACCAGGAGUGUGAGACCUAUGAGAAGUGCUGCCCCAACGUGUGCGGGACCAAGAGCUGUGUGGCAGCCCGCUACAUGGAUGUGAAAGGGAAGAAGGGCCCGGUGGGCAUGCCCCGGGAGGCCACGUGCGACCACUUCAUGUGUCUGCAGCAGGGUUCUGAGUGUGACAUCUGGGAUGGCCAGCCCGUGUGUAAAUGCAAAGACCGCUGUGAGAAGGAGCCCAGUUUUACCUGUGCCUCGGAUGGCCUCACCUACUAUAACCGCUGCUACAUGGACGCUGAGGCCUGCUCCAAGGGCAUCACGCUGGCCGUUGUCACCUGCCGCUAUCACUUCACCUGGCCCAACACCAGCCCUCCGCCACCCGAGACCACCGUGCGUCCCACCACGGCCUCCCCGGAGACCCCUGGGCUGGAUGUGGCGGCUCCAGCCCUGCUCAACCACCCUGUGCACCAGUCGGUCACCGUGGGCGAGACAGUGAGCUUCCUCUGUGAUGUGGUGGGCCGGCCCCAGCCUGAAAUCACCUGGGAGAAGCAGCUGGAGGAUCGGGAGAAUGUGGUCAUGCGGCCCAACCAUGUGCGUGGCAACGUGGUGGUCACCAACAUUGCCCAGCUGGUCAUCUAUAACGCCCAGCCCCAGGAUGCCGGCAUCUACACCUGCACGGCCCGGAAUGCUGCUGGGGUCCUGAGGGCUGACUUCCCACUGUCAGUGGUCAGGGGGGGCCAGGCUGCGGCCACCUCGGGGAGCAGCCCCAAUGUCACAGCUUUCCCAGCGGCCGAGUGCCUGAAGCCCCCUGACAGUGAAGACUGCGGGGAGGAGCAGACCCGCUGGCACUUCGAUGCCCAGGCCAACAACUGCCUUACCUUCACCUUUGGCCACUGCCACCGCAACCUCAACCACUUUGAGACCUACGAGGCCUGCAUGCUGGCCUGCAUGAGUGGGCCGCUGGCCGUGUGCAGCCUGCCCGCCCUGCAGGGGCCCUGCAAGGCCUACGCGCCUCGCUGGGCCUACAACAGCCAGAUGGGCCAGUGCCAGUCCUUUGUCUACGGUGGCUGUGAGGGCAACGGCAACAACUUUGAGAGCCGUGAGGCCUGCGAGGAGUCGUGCCCCUUCCCGCGGGGGAACCAGCGCUGUCGGGCCUGUAAGCCGCGGCAGAAGCUCGUGACCAGCUUCUGUCGGAGUGACUUCGUCAUCCUGGGCCGUAUCUCUGAGCUGACCGAGGAGCCUGACUCAGGCCGUGCCCUGGUGACCGUGGAUGAGGUCCUGAAGGACGAGAAGAUGGGCCUCAAGUUCCUGGGCCGGGAGCCACUGGAGGUCACACUGCUCCACGUGGACUGGGCCUGCCCCUGCCCCAAUGUGACAGUGGGUGAGACGCCGCUCAUCAUCAUGGGGGAGGUGGACGGCGGCAUGGCCAUACUGCGACCCGAGAGCUUUGUGGGAGCCUCGAGCGCCCGGCGGGUCAGGAAGCUCCGCGAGGUCAUGCACAAGAAGACCUGCGACGUCCUCAAGGAGUUCCUGGGCUUGCGCUGA